Puma concolor (puma) is the source of this 423-nucleotide messenger RNA. RefSeq names its product fatty acid binding protein 12 (gene FABP12). Gene Ontology annotation, molecular function: lipid binding. The record is from RefSeq and is a predicted model, not a curated record. NCBI's taxonomy places the organism in Eukaryota, Metazoa, Chordata, Mammalia, Carnivora, Felidae.
AUGGUUGAUCAGCUCCAAGGAACAUGGAAAUCCAUUUCUUGUGAAAAUUUUGAAGAAUAUAUGAAAGAGCUGGGAAUAGGAAGAGCCAGAAGGAAACUUGGCUGUCUGGCAAAACCCACGGUGACCAUCAGUACACAGGAAGGUCUGAUCACUAUAAAAACCAGAAGCAUCUUUAAAAAUAAUGAGAUCUCCUUUAAACUGGGAGAAGAGUUUGAGGAAAAUACACCAGGUGGCCAUAAAACCAAGAGUGUGGUAAACUUAGAUAAUGACUCUCUGAUUCAAGUUCAGGACUGGAAUGGCAAAGAGACCACCAUAAAGAGAAAGGUGGUGGAUGGGAAAAUGGUGGUGGAAAGUGCCGUGAACAAUGUUAUCUGCACUCGGACAUACGAGAGAGUACAAACAAACUCAGCCUCCAACUCUUAA